AUGCCGAACAUUGCUCUUUUGACUAGCAUCGUGUGUCUCACGAUUAUUCAUUUACGAAUAGCUUCUGUUGCAGGAUGUUGGUCUGCAAAUGCUUGUAUAGAUCGAAAUGUUUGUAUUUCUAAGGGUGGAACACCACAAACGGGUCUCUGCCCUGGUGCUGCUAAUAUUCAGUGUUGUACCUGUACAACAUGUAAGGAUGCGGCUGCGUGUUCGGCUAGUAGUGGAACACCUCAUGCAGGUAUUUGUGCAGGAGCUGCCAAUAUACAAUGUUGCAAGGGAGGAUCUACGUCACCUGGUACAGGUCCGAGUAAACCAACCAAUACAAUGCUCACAGGUUUAGCUGACAUCCUUCGUGGUGCUGGUCUCAAUGUGGUAGAAGUUGCUGGUUGGAAGACUCGUGGCCACGGUGUCAUGGCAUCGGUCAAAGGUAUUGUCGUUCAUCAUACGGCUGGUCCAAAGACAGGUGAUUAUCCAUCGCUCGGAGUUGUUCGUGAUGGUACCUCAAGCCUUGCUGGCCCACUUGCACAACUCGGACUUGGUCGUUCAGGAACUUGGUUUGUUAUUGCAGCUGGUCGUUGCUAUCACGCAGGUAGUACGAUUGAUGACUCAAUCUAUGGGAAUUCGAACGCAAUUGGUAUCGAAGCAGAAGGUGCUGGCUUGCCAGCUACUGACAGUGGGCAUGCACACUGGCCUGAAGUGCAAUACCAGAGCUAUGUCAAAGGUGUUAAAGCUCUACAGAAAGCAUACGGUGUGGCAUCUACUCGCGUCUUAGGACACAAAGAAGCAGCAGUACCUAAAGGUCGUAAAAUUGAUCCCAACUUCUCUAUGGCUGAAUUUCGUACUAAACUUGGUUAA
Molecule: messenger RNA, 855 nt
Organism: Rotaria socialis
Lineage: Eukaryota; Metazoa; Rotifera; Eurotatoria; Philodinida; Philodinidae
Source: the annotation of a GenBank genome assembly